ACUCACAAUAAAGUGGCAAAAUAAAAUACGUUUUUGAAGUUGACGCUUCACGCUAGUGGAAUCUGGCCAUUAGUUUGUUGUCCGGUGUUUGGUGUCGUGUCUCAACGCGGACAGCGGGGGCGCUAGUUAUCACAUUGCUUCUCUGGACGUGUAAAGAAAGCACCGACGAUAAAACCACGUGUAGUCUGCGCAUGUGCAAUGCUUAUUGUUGUUGUCGGCUAUUUUGGGAGAUGGUAAGAAAACACGGGGGGAAGUAUUAUACAGUAUCUCUGUACUGGGCAAUAUCUGAGGCUCUCAGAUGGAGACUGUGUGUGAACAUACCCAUGGGGGUGAUGAGGAGGAAGAGCAGGCAGGAGCUGAUGAUGAAGCCAUGCUGUGGUCCAUACAAGAGGCUCUGGAGAGGCAGACCCUGCAGAUAGGAGCAUCAGCCUGCGGGGCCACAGCGGUGGUGGACGUGCUGAAGGCCCUUGGCACAGACGUGACCGCAGAGGAAGCUGACCACUGUGUCCAAACACGCCUGAGGAGGAACGAGUCAGCACUACCUGACUACCUGCUGUCCCGGAGUGAAGCCGGUGCAACUCACACUCAGCUCAUCCAAGGGGCUGAGGCGGCCAGUAGAGGUAAGGUAAUAGGUCGAUUCUUCCACCUUCACCCUCACCGGCGGAUCAAGCUGGUCCCCUGGCUUGCAAGCUGGAUUCGAAAAGGUGCUGUUCCUGUGGCGACCAUGAACAUGCAGUUGACUGUAUCCCAGGGAGAGGAGGUGCCUGACGCCUGGCACCAUCAGCUCAUAUUUGGCGUCUCUUCUAAUGCUGUUUUCAUGACCAAUCCUUUAGAUGUAGUAAGCGAGGGAGAGAUGCACCAGCGACUCUGCAGCGAAUCCGUGCUGCUGAUUCGUCGAGAAGACAUCUUACAGCGAUUAACACCUGACUGCUGUCUGUCCAGCCUCUCAGAGAUCCAGUUGGACUUGCGAUGGAAAGCCCUGGAUGUGGAGGGUCAGGUGACACAGAUGAUCCUAGAUGAGGAACAGGACCAAGAUCGGCCUAAAUUAACACACAUCACAAUCCCUGCAGCAUACAGUUCAGGCAUCACGCUCUUCACCCUCCGACACUCAGAGUUAGGACAAGAACUUCUCAGUGCUCCCGAACUCCCUUUGUUGUGACUGGACUUGAACUCAUGGACUCAAGAAUAAAGACUAAUUAACUGAUAAAACUAUGUUGAUCCCAGUGUUUAGGAUCCACAGUUACCCACCCUACAGAAGUGAUACGGUGUGUGUGUGACUAUGUGACGUGAAUAUCAGCAGUGAAUGUCACCCAUGUAUUUUAAUAUGCAUCAGAAGCAGCUUUAAUUGCCAAGUUUGUUGAGCAUUCAAGGAAUUUGUCUCCGGCACAGAAGCUCUCAGUGUGUUUUAGGCAACAGACAAUAGAAUAGUGCAAUCAAAGUUAGGGGAAGGGUGGGAAAAGGAGGUGAGGCAGUAUUCAUAAAUAUACAUAUGCAUACAGUGCCUAUAAAAAGUAUUCACCCCCUUGGAUGU
Monopterus albus (swamp eel) is the source of this 1531-nucleotide messenger RNA. RefSeq lists its product as uncharacterized. NCBI's taxonomy places the organism in Eukaryota, Metazoa, Chordata, Actinopteri, Synbranchiformes, Synbranchidae. The record is from RefSeq and is a predicted model, not a curated record. Bases 299 to 1159 code for a protein of 286 amino acids. The transcript is spliced from 6 exons.